This is a messenger RNA of Nymphalis io (European peacock), 2430 nucleotides long. RefSeq names its product putative leucine-rich repeat-containing protein DDB_G0290503. The record is from RefSeq and is a predicted model, not a curated record. NCBI's taxonomy places the organism in Eukaryota, Metazoa, Arthropoda, Insecta, Lepidoptera, Nymphalidae. The transcript has 16 exons. Bases 1 to 2430 code for a protein of 809 amino acids.
AUGUUGCUGGCGAUGUCAGGAGAUCCGAAAACACAAGAAUCAAAAGAUGCAAUUGUAUGUCACACCAAAUGCCGCAUUCCACAACGUUUAUCAUCCGCACAACAACGAUCUGGAAAAACUAACCCAAAUGAACAAAUGAAAAAUGAAAUACCAAAAGGACUAAAUAAGGAUUUAGCGAGGUUAUAUCUCGAAGUCCAUAACGAAAUCAACGAACCAAAACAAAGUGAUAAAUCUUCCCGACCAGAUUCUGUCACUUCAAAAAGUGAUAAAAUAUUAAAACUCACAAAUAUUUGGCAAGAGAAAAUUACACAAUUCGAAGGAUUGAAAAAUGAAUUAAACGAUAGACAGAUUGCUAUAAUGGAAGUUUAUACAUCGUUACGAAGCACUAAGCAGAAGUUGUCAGCGUUGGGCCAGAGCGCAAGUUUACCUUCUACGGGUGAUUUACAUGAUAUCAUAAAUAAAACUAAUAUGGCUCCCAAUCAGCUGCUUAAGAUGUGGGCUGAGUCAAAAUGUCAAAAAAUUGAAGUUAAAGAAGAUAAUAAGAAUGCUAUAACAAUAGACUUAAAGAGGUUACAUGACAUGCCUGCAAAAACUUGCUGGAAUGAGGCAAUUUCUGUACAGCUACGCAACGAAGGUCUGAUUUAUGAAUUAUCAGAAUUAAAUGCUUUGAAUGCUAAUCUUAAAAAGCAGAUAAGCAACUUUGAGCAUCAAAAAUCAUAUAUAAACAAAGUAAAAUUGGAGGGCUUAGAAGCAGAGCUAAAACAGGAAAAAAUUAAGAGGAUGUGCUUGAAAGAUAGGUUGUCGCGCGCAGAGGGACAAAUUAGGAUCGGUGAAGAACGGGCGACACUUCUGGAAUCCGCUCUAAAUGAAGCUCAAGCGCAGACUCGAACCUUAGAACGAACGAAGCAACAGCUACAAGAAAAGAGUCAACAAUUACAACAAGAGUUCAACAAUAAAUUGGACAAGUUAAAAGAAUGUAUGAAAGAAAAUACGACUCAUUUGGAAGAAAUCGCUCUCGCUAAGGAAACGUUGCAAGAAGAAAAAGAAGAACUACAAAGUAAACUUGAAGAAUUAUCGAAGCAUUAUGAAGAAUCCAUGUCAAAUAUGAAACAGGAAAUAAAUAAAAAUAUCGUUAAUCUGAUUGACGUUGAAAAAAAAUACAACGACGAAAUGGAAAUCAAAAAGCAUUUGCAAACAACAAUUGAAUCUCAGUGUGCCCAUUUAGUUGACUUUGAAUUACGAAAUAAAGAAAUGGCUCAAAAGUUAAAGGAAAAGGAUUCUGCAUUAGAUGAACUUGUCAUUUAUAAAAGAAUAUCUGAACAAACCCAACAGGCAUUAGAUGAAACAAAAAUUGAAAUGGAAAAAUAUAAAGAUCGCUUGUCGGAACAAAUGGACACCGUUCACAAAUUAGAGCAAAAAUUGAAAAAUUCCUAUGAAUUAGAAAACAAAUUAAAUGAAGAAAUUCAUAAAAAAACAGAGUACAUAACAGAACUGGAAAUCAAGCAACAACUUUUGAUUGAACAAUCACAGGAAAAUGAAUCGAAAAUGGAAAUUUACGAAGAACAAUUACUCACAUUAAAAAACCAUAUAACUAAGUUAAAGGAACAUUUUGGAGAAUUUGACAAACUAAACAAUCUUCAUGAAAUGAUAAACCAAGAAAAUGCUACAUUCAACGAAACAAGGCGUCAAAAUAAUGAGCUAAUUCAAGAAAUAGAAAGGAAUAAAGAUAUUUUAAAACAGUUAACUAAUUCUAUAGUUGAACAAGAAGGACUUAUCAAACAGAAAGAAAAUAUAUUGCAAAUACUUUCUGAAAAACAAGAAGAACAAGCAGAUAUUUUACAGUUAAAUGGACAAAUUAUUGAAAAGAACGCCGAAAUCGAAUCUCUUAUGAAUAGUAUUGAAACCAGAAAAGAACAGAUCGAUCAAUUAGAAAAAAUAGUUCUCACUUUAGAAGACCGAAAUCGCAAAGCCUGUAUUCAAAAGCGAAGAGAUCAUGACAAAAUUUGUACACUGGAAAAGAAGAUUUUUGAUUACGAAUAUUGUAUAAAACAAAAAAGCAAAGACGUACCAUCUAACGAUCUCGAUAAUAUUAUUAAAAUACUGGAAGAUGAAUUAGGAAGUCAACUUACAACAACAAUUGAAUCACCUGUAAUCAAUACAGAUCGUAAUUAUUUCAAUCUUAUCAAUAAUAAUGAAAAUGUUAAAGUUGACUAUGGUGAAUAUAAAGACUACGACAAAAACCAAUUAUUCUCACAAAUAGAAAGAAAAGAAAAAACAUCAACAAAAUAUGUGAGGGAAAACUUUCAAAAACAAAACGACAUUUCUAAUAAUAAUGAUAUACAGAAUAUUGAACAUCUUGGAUGGAAACAGGCUAUAACAAAUAUCGACACGCAGAAAGGGAUACCAAGUAUUGAUAGCAAAAGCUCGUGA